Nilaparvata lugens (brown planthopper) is the source of this 1478-nucleotide messenger RNA. Its product is annotated as histidine--tRNA ligase. The record is from RefSeq and is a predicted model, not a curated record. Gene Ontology annotation, biological process: mitochondrial translation; tRNA aminoacylation for protein translation. The coding region runs from base 323 to 1387 and encodes 354 amino acids. Gene Ontology annotation, molecular function: ATP binding; aminoacyl-tRNA ligase activity. NCBI's taxonomy places the organism in Eukaryota, Metazoa, Arthropoda, Insecta, Hemiptera, Delphacidae. The transcript has 6 exons. Gene Ontology annotation, cellular component: mitochondrion; cytoplasm.
AAAUGCUUCACGGUUUGUAGCUUUAUAGGUUACUAAAAAAACUACUUUGCUGUAUCAUAAGUUUACGGCACAUGUGUAUUGCAGACUAAUCAGUUUUUUAUUUAAUGUUUGUUUUUUAACUGUUAUUUCUAUUUAAUUACAUUAUGAGUGAUAUAAAAGCCAAACUAUUACAAGAUAUUAAAGAACAAGGAGAUCUUGUUCGAAAACUAAAAUCUGAAAAGGCUGCUAACGAAAAGUCUAUGAAGAAUGAGUAAAUGGAGACCAAUGCCUGACUUUUAUCCUCUUUCAUAAAACCACGACGCUUGGUUGAAUCUAUCCUUCAAUGGCGAUACUCUCAUCUGUGUUAUUCAAAUGUCGACUACACGCCACAUUGCGAGUGUCCAAUGUAACUUCUCUUGGGUUGAAAACGUCUUUUUUACAUUUCUCUCCUCAGGUAUCAGAAGAAGUUUCAAAGCUUCUGGCGCUGAAAGCCAAACUAGCAGAAGAAGGAGAUGGUGACGAGUCAUCAAAGAAUUUUGUGCUGAAAACAGCAAAAGGAACACGUGACUAUGACCCGAAGGCAAUGGCGCUGCGAAACUCGGUACUUGACAAAAUUGUCAAAGUGUUCAAGAGACAUGGAGCCGAGACAAUCGACACGCCCGUAUUUGAGCUCAAGGAAGUUCUGACAGGAAAAUAUGGUGAAGACUCGAAACUCAUCUACGACUUGGCUGAUCAGGGUGGUGAGAUUUUAUCACUUCGGUACGACUUGACAGUUCCUUUCGCCAGGUAUGUGGCUAUGAACAAAAUAUCGUCAAUCAAGCGAUAUCAUAUUGCCAGAGUCUACAGGCGGGACAAUCCCUCCAUGCAGAAAGGCCGUUAUCGAGAAUUCUACCAAUGUGAUUUCGACAUAGCGGGCAGCUACGACCCAAUGUUGCCUGAUGCCGAGUGCUUACGCGUUGUCAGCGAAAUCCUGAGUGAUCUGAAGCUGAACUCUUACGUCAUCAAGGUCAACCACCGGCUGCUGCUUGAUGGCAUCUUCGAGACGUGCGGAGUGCCCGCUGAAAAAUUCCGAACUAUUUGUUCGGCUGUUGAUAAGCUCGAUAAGUCACCGUGGACAGAAGUGAAGCAGGAAAUGGUGGACGAGAAAGGCCUGCCAGCGGAGGUGGCCGACCGCAUAGGCGAGUACGUGCGCAUGAAUGGCGGCCUAGACCUGAUCGACAAGUUGGCUGGUGACGUCGGUCUGAUGACGUCACAGUCGGCCACUGCCGGUCUGGCUGCCAUGCGGCUGCUGCUCAAGUAUGUCGACCUCUACGGUAUCACCGAUCGCAUCUCCUUCGACUUGAGUCUCGCCAGGGGCCUCGACUAUUACACCGGCGUCAUUUAUGAGGCUGUACUCCAAGGUAGGUAGACAUACUUUGAAUUAACUUCUAAUGAGAUCUGGUUUCAGUUAUUAAAGUCCAAGAAACAAACCACUUCACAUCAUUCUAAUGAAAAUGAAA